This is a messenger RNA of Frankliniella occidentalis (western flower thrips), 3921 nucleotides long. RefSeq names its product serine/threonine-protein kinase STK11 (gene Lkb1). Gene Ontology annotation, biological process: protein phosphorylation; intracellular signal transduction; establishment of cell polarity. Gene Ontology annotation, molecular function: ATP binding; protein serine/threonine kinase activity; protein kinase activator activity. Gene Ontology annotation, cellular component: cytoplasm. Lineage: Eukaryota; Metazoa; Arthropoda; Insecta; Thysanoptera; Thripidae. Bases 224 to 1621 code for a protein of 465 amino acids. The transcript has 9 exons. The record is from RefSeq and is a predicted model, not a curated record.
CAUAAUCCUGCCCUCAGUCACCACGAUAUUUUGAGGGAGAAGAAUAUUUUCUUUAAGCUACACUGUAAUUUUGAUGAAUGUCACUAUUGAGUGAUUAAGUGAAGUCUAAUUUUACAUCUCGUAUGGUGAAAAUUUAAAUGCAUUUAGGUUUCUCGAAAUGUUCAUAAGCUACAUCUUUACUAAAUUAUGCUAAAAUUUUAAGGUUACUCCUCAAUGGUUCACCAUGGGUUCAGAAAGAGCCGAAGAACAUAUAGUAUUAGCCUAUUCAGAUGAAGAAGUCCUGGAUGAUGAAGAGGGGGGCUCAAGAAUUUUUGAUGAUUUGGAACCAGCAAGCUGGAUCAAUGAUGAAGACACUGACGUUCCCAUUUUCCAUAGAGUGGACUCGGAUCAAAUUAUUUAUGAAGCCAAGAAAAAACGCUGUAAAAUGAUAGGGAAGUAUGUGAUGGGUGAUCUUUUAGGAGAAGGUAGUUAUGGAAAGGUGAAGGAAGUUUUAGAUUCAGAAACACUAUGCAGAAGAGCUGUGAAAAUCUUGAAGAAGCGUAAGUUGCGGAGGAUACCAAAUGGAGAACAAAAUGUACAAAGGGAGAUUACUCUUCUGAAGAAACUUCGGCAUAGAAAUGUCAUUGGUCUUUUAGAUGUUCUUGUUAACGAUGAGAAAGAAAAAAUGUAUUUAGUAAUGGAAUUUUGCGUUGGUGGACUACAAGAUAUGCUAGAAAGCACUCCUCAAAAAAGGUUUCCACUUUGGCAAGCCCAUGGGUAUUUUUGUCAACUUAUGGAUGGAUUGCAGUACCUACACAGUCAAAGAAUAAUUCACAAGGAUAUUAAACCAGGAAAUCUUCUUCUGACUCUCAGUGGAAUAUUAAAAAUAUCUGAUUUAGGAGUUGCCGAGGCAUUAGAUUUUUUUGCUGAGGAUGAUACUUGCUUUACCGGGCAAGGCUCACCUGCAUUCCAACCACCUGAAAUAGCAAAUGGCCAUGAAAAGUUUUUAGGCUUUAAAGUUGACAUUUGGAGCAGCGGAGUUACAUUGUAUAAUAUCACCACAGGUCUAUACCCUUUCGAAGGGGACAACAUCUUCCGGCUCUUUGAAAACAUUGCUAAGGGUGAAUAUACAAUCCCUGAUGAAAUUGAAAACCCUCUUCGGGAUCUUCUUCAUGGAAUGCUGCAAAAGGAUGCAGUUAAGAGAUUUACCUUACAACAAAUCAGACAACAUCCGUGGUUCUGGCGCAAGCCUCCUCAAACUCUUGAGCAAGUCCCUGUCCCUCCUCUUCGGGGUGACGAGCUCCACAAUAUGACAGUUCUACCUUAUCUUAUGGAUUACCAUUACGUAGAGGAUCCAACAUCUGUUCAGCCUCAGUAUUACACUGAACAUGAAAGGAAUGCGUGGGCUGAAGGUCAAAAUCCUGAACGCUAUGGUUUUGAGUGGCAGGAGCCUGUAAACAACAUUAGAAGUAAGGAAGGAUCACCAAAAAAGUACCCAGAUGAAAUGGGUUAUGGUAGUCCCGACACACAUCAAACAGAAGAAUCUGGAGAAAGCACUAGUGACUCAAGCAAGAGGAAAUCAAAACGUAAAACAACAAGUUGCAUUAGUGUUAAGAAAUUUCCUCCUUGCAAACAAUCAUGAUAUCUGUACCCCAGCCUAGAGCUCUCUGUCUGCUUGCCCUUGUGCUGGGGUAAGAUUAGAAUUGCCUUCAUUAUUUCUUUAAAAGGGGUCUCAGCAGCUAACUGAAACUUGAAAUUUAGAUACCAUUUGUGUUUUAUCUUUUCAAACUUCAUUUCAUUACUUUCCUCAUAUUUCCCCAGUAUUACUUUUUCCCUUGUGACUACUUACUGUGGGAUUGUUAAAAAAAAGAAAUGACUGAAUUUCAUUUAAAUUGUUCUGUACCUUUUUAAUUUUGCUUGGUAAUGGUUUAAUAUAAGUUGAAAGCUCUCAUUUUUUUUGGUGGGAUUUCUUAGUUUUUUUUCGAGCCUAUCUAAUAAUUCAAAUCAUCUUACGAGUAUAUAACUGUCUUAUAAUGUGUUCCGAAAGUUUCUAGAAAUCAGAUUUUUGUUUGUGUUUUUCAGUCACAAAUUGUUUUGUGCCAUUUUUUAAGUCUUGCUUGUACCUGACUUUUUGACUUUGAUUUCUUCUAUGUCCACAUGGUUAUAAUUUUUGCUAAACUCUAUCUUUCAUUUGAGGACAUACUUAUGCUCCCACUACCUGUCUCUAAUUUUGACUUGAUGUCUAGAGUGUGAAAGCUAUUCUCUUUUUGUAAAAUAAUGAGUAACAUUUUUAAUUUCUUUUAUUGGUUUCUAUUUAACAAAUCACAAGUGAGGGAUUAAGUUUCAUUUGUGAUCAGUCUGAUCCUUCUAGUCAUUUCCAGGGAUUUGUCUGAAUUUCAGUUCAAACUGAGAUGUUUUGUGGUCUGAGCUGUCUGAAAAGAGUGGUUGCUCAUGCUGAAAGAAUAUGUGAGAUCUUUAUCAAUUCAAAUUCAAAACCGUAUUGUGUGAGACUUUAAGAAAGAAUUUAACUUGACUUGUCCUAUGUCCUAGGUCUUCAGAUGAGUUAAAAACCCAUUUUGAUUUGCCUCAUGCAAAUAAUCUACACUUUUAAACUUUACUUUUACCCGUCUGAUUAAAAUUUACCACGCAUAGGAUACUAUCUCAUUUUAAUUUAAACAAAUUGUUGUUUGGUGUGUGCCAUAUUGUAAAGUCUAUUGUAUUGGGUGUGGAUUACAGAAAUUAUUUUUUUGGCAAUGUUUUGGCUUACACUAUCCUUUUAAAUAUCCAACUUCUGCUUAGGAAGAUAUGUUAAUGCUCCAUUGAGUUAGUAACAGAUAGGAGCCAUGCCACCAAAAUUUUACCAGAAGUUUAACUCUUGUUAUGAUAUGAUAUGGAAUCUUAUUCGCCAACACAAAGUGAGGUAGCACAUUGUUAUUUACACUGUAGAUGUUUUUAGGUACCUUACUUUUAUAUAUGAGAUACAACCCUAGUGAGAAAGAGGAAUGCUCAUUAAUUUAGCCUGUAAUCAUCAAUUACGGUAUGUACUUAGUUUGCAAAUUUGGUUUUGUAACAAACAAAUCAAUCAAGAUAGUCAUCUUUCUAAAGUUUUACUAAUGGUGUAAUUUUUUCUGUGUACUUGUUAUCUUUGAUUUUGUCCAAUGAGCUGCAAAAACUGAUAUUGUAUUUUUUUUCAAUGGUUCAAAAAAUAUGUGUAUGCUUUGCAAUGGCAUUCCCCCCCCCCACUUCUUGUGCAGAUCACGGCAGUAAGAAACUACAGAUUCGACAAUCCAAGAAGUGUGCGUUUUUUGUGAUGUGUUGAACAUAUAUGUUGUAGAUUUUUCGCGAGAAAAUACCAUUGAUUUUAUGGCUGUGAAAAAAUAUCUCCCACACUGUAUUGCUACUUUCCUUUCUGCCUAUCUUGUAAUGAAUUAUGGUUUUGUUCAUUUAGACAAGAAUGCACACACAGGGUGAACCCUUACCCACCUUACUGACUUUGGUGGUGGAUCAGCCGUGCCUCCUGCCAUGGUGGUGUCGUCUGCGAGCCCAAGUGUUUGCAUCCAUACUCCGCUGGGCUGGGCACCCCCAAUCCAUCCUGAAAGUUGGUAAGGUGUGUUGGAAUACACCCUGUACAUUUUUCUAAUCUAGUUCCUCAAAAAUAGGAGUUCUAUGUGAAGCAGCCAAUGUUCCGUCCUUUGAGAGAAAAUGUUCAGGAGAGGUGAACUUUAGUAAUGAGCUGAAAUUUCGCCCUCUUCACUUGCCUGUCACCAUUCUCCCUAGUAGGCAGGUUUCCUACACUGUCACUCGUUUUUCAAGCAUUCUAAUGUUUAGUAAUGUGUAAACUAAUUUGGCUAAGUAACUUUUUCUGCCUUAAUGAUAAAAAAUAGUCAGAGAUAUCUGAAUCAAUAUUUUUCAUUUGAAUAAAGCAAUAGCCGUGUUGAUUCA